CCCCGUGGAAUUGUGUUCCUUUCAAACCAGCAGCUGAAGACCCAGGCAGGUGAAAAUCAUAGACUGGCAUGAAGACGCCUUUCCAGGUCAAACACCAGAGCACCCUAGAAGGUUUAACAAAAAGAAUGCUCAUGUUUGACCCAGUCCCUGUCAAGCAAGAGGCCAUGGACCCUGUCUCCGUGUCAUACCCAUCUAAUUACAUGGAAUCGAUGAAGCCCAACAAGUACGGGGUCAUUUACUCUGCACCAUUGUCUGAUAAGUUCUUUCAGACUCCAGAAGGCCUGUCGCCCGGAAUGCAGAUGGAGCCGGUGGACCUCACGGUGAACAAGCGGAGCUCUCCCCCAUCGACCGGGAGCUCUCCUUCCUCCCUGAAGUUCCCGUCCUCCCACCGGAGAGCCUCCCCCGGGCUCAGCAUGCCUUCCUCCAGCCCGCCCAUGAAGAAGUACUCACCCCCAUCACCAGGCGUGCAGCCCUUUGGCGUGCCCUUGUCCAUGCCGCCGGUGAUGGCGGCUGCCCUCUCUCGGCACGGCAUCCGCAGCCCGGGGAUCCUGCCCGUCAUACAGCCCGUGGUGGUGCAGCCUGUCCCCUUUAUGUACACGAGUCACCUCCAGCAGCCACUCAUGGUCUCCUUGUCGGAGGAGAUGGAAAACUCCAAUAGCAGCAUGCAAGUACCUGUAAUUGAAUCCUAUGAGAAGCCUAUAUUACAGAAAAAAAUUAAAAUAGAACCCGGGAUUGAACCACAGAGGACAGAUUAUUAUCCUGGAGAAAUGUCACCCCCUUUAAUGAACUCAGUGUCCCCCCCGCAAGCAUUGUUGCAAGAGAAUCACCCUUCAGUCAUAGUGCAGCCUGGGAAGAGACCUUUACCUGUGGAAUCCCCGGAUACCCAGAGGAAGCGGAGGAUACACAGAUGUGAUUAUGACGGAUGCAACAAAGUGUACACUAAAAGUUCUCACUUGAAAGCACACAGAAGAACACACACAGGAGAAAAACCUUACAAAUGCACGUGGGAAGGGUGCACAUGGAAGUUUGCUCGGUCUGAUGAACUGACAAGACAUUUCCGGAAACAUACUGGAAUCAAACCCUUCCAGUGUCCAGACUGUGACCGCAGCUUCUCCCGUUCCGACCAUCUUGCCCUCCAUAGGAAACGCCACAUGCUUGUCUGAACGCCUCCGUGUCCCACCUCCAUGUGACUCCCCACUCACCUGGCUCUCUCUCUGUCCUCCCUCCCAUGAUCUAACACGUUUUUUACAUGUACAUUUUAAUUUUGAUUCAGCUGGUCUGAAUUUCUGAAUUUAUAUCAUCCAAAACUUCCACAUGGUCAGUAGUAGAUAUUCUCUAAUCCUCCUCCUUACCACGGGUCAGACCUAAAGAAUGUGAACACUUUUUUUUUUUUCCUGGGGAUGCUAAGCAAACCCUUCUUACAGAUACGUUUAAUGUCAUGAGAACAAGGGAACAUGUAAACUAACCUAACCAAUUGUCGGUUUCUCCAUGUAUUCCUCAAAAGAAUGUCAAAGUAAAUGUAUUAGAAAUACAGCAUCCAGCCUGCUAGUCCUUGCCAGAGACAUUCAAUACCUCUGUGCCCUGUGAUGAUAUUUUAUGCUCGAUGGCAAAAAAGAAGGGUGGUCUCUUUCACCAAUUAGCUAGAAGAACUGAGAUUUCCAGCCAAGUCCAGUCAACUCUCCCGUCAUCCUUCACGAAUCUUGCUUGUGUCAACCUGGAUUUCUCACCUCAUCUAAAUCAAGUUCUUUGCCCUCUUUUGUUCCUGCAGCUCAUGGGGAAGUCUUUGCCACCAAGGGGAGACGAGCCAGAGCUGUUGACUUAGGUGGGUGACGUGUAGCAGUUUUAAGGGAUGGGUGCUGUGCUUUUAGAGUGUGGAGUAGAAGCAGAACCCAUGGAGCAGAGGAGGCAAAGGAGGAAGCCGGCCAUUCCUCCUGGGCUGGGGCUUGUCAGUGAACUUCCAACAGGUGGUUAGCGGUGAGGCUGUGCAGUGCAUUCCCAGAGCUCCCAUCUCUGUGCAUUCUAAGAACUGUGCUGCAAAGUCAGAUCCCUCUGGGGUUAUCAUGCAGUUGUCUCCAUUCCAACAAUGUCCUUAAUAAGAGAUCAUCAAACAUCGUCAAUAAGGACUCUGAAAAUAUUUGCCCAGUAAUGUUAGAAAAUCUUUUGGGUAAGCAUAUGAAUGGUCUUUCUUUUACCCAACCUGCUUAGAGCUUUUUUGUCAACAGGGAAAUGUUGAGUGGUACUUAUAUUCUGUAUUCCCCGAUCAAAUUCAUCACAUAACUUUUAUACAGGAACUCUUUGUGAGCUGUGAGGGGCCACAUUGGCUGUCAUUUGUGUUCAUGACACAUAUCAUAAAGAAGCGUCUGCUGAUGCUUUGGUAGGUUCAUUCAGUUAAGACCUGAGUGACAGUGAUUUGUAAAUAAACUAGUUGUGAAGCACAAUUAUCUUAAUUUUGGGAAUUUCUGAAAAGAAAAAAAAAGAUAGAAAACCACAGAUCAGGGAUUCAUAUAUAUAGCUCAAAAAUUCCCACAAAUGUACUAUUCAGAGCUGGCAAUUUCCCAUCACUAUCAAGUAUCAGAAGAACAAACAAAAUAAUGACUCGUGUUUAUGCUGAAGAUCAAUAGCACCGUGAUUGGGGGAAGUUUUUCAAAAGCAGGCUUUUGAACACCAUAGUCUAAAUGCUAAUAAAAGUAAUUUAUAUACAGAAAUGCCAUUGGUCUUGAAUGUUAAGAAAGUGGGCCAUUGGUUACAUGUGGGUGCAUGUCACCGAAUGCCCCUUCGUCCCUCUGUCAAGAAUGGAGGAGGAGAAGAGAGAACGGAAUCCUGAAGGUUCAGCCCAGCCACAUCUCAGGAUGCAACACGACCUGCCGGGGAGGAAGAUACUAAGUCAUUUGUAAAACAUAGGUGAAUGGGUGAUUCUGGAGGCCUGUGCAUUGUGUGGAUGCUUUGCUAGCACCAUGUUAAUAAAAGUUAGAAGGACUGCACCUUAGAGGUCCCACUCAUCAGCCCUGUGAACCAACUGGAAGGAAAUGUGGUUGAGAAAUGCAGAGAAGCUUGUUUUAUCUUGGCACUUGGGUUUGGUUUUCUUUUUUUCUUAAAGCACUGCAAAAUUUGCCUAGAAUAUUAAAACUUCCUAAUUGGGCUAUAAUGUUUUCUCUUUUGCAACUAUAACAAAUUGAGGGAUAAAUAGUUCUUUGAAGAAUAGAUACUGUCUAUAUUGUAAAUGCUUAGUCACUCAUAGCAAAGAGUUCAUUUCUUGAAGUGGCUCUUCCACAACAUGCAAGAAUCAAGAUGAAAAGCAAGGAACUUUUUUUGUUUUGAUGGAAAUAACCCAGUUUGCAUGUUCCAACCCGUAGAGAAUGGGGGUGGUGGGGAAAGGGCUGGAAAGGAUAGAAUUGAUGUGGUCAUCAUCUUUGAGUCUGAGUUCAGUUAAUAGAAAGCUUCUUGGGUUUGCAUGAAAUUUGAUGCAUUUGUUAUGGCAUAUUUAAGUUUUGUUCAAAAGAUCAAGCAAGACCCUGCAAAGACUCUUGCAUUACCAUUCAGCUUGCUCCAGUUGUUCAUGAGCAAAGAUCUAUUUUAAUUCUGGAAGAAAAGCAACCCAGAGAGACCAUUCUCUAUUCCCAUGCUAGUCCUUAGACUUUUGUUACCAAUUGGCCCUUGCCAAAUUUGUCUUCUAUAUAUAUUUGUUUUUUACUUUGGUAGUUGAGAAAUUUAGUCUCUUAGUCAUUUUUAGCUGUUAUUGUGGAAGACCUGAAGUGAGAGAUAAGAUGCCCUUGAACAUGUGGUUUAAACGAUGUGCCAUGUUACUAUCGAUCAUUUUAACUGCAAUAUUUUAAAUGGGUGAGAAUGAUUUAUAAACAUGAAGCUGGUGUCAUGUGAGUUCUGUUUGUUAUAUAGAGUUUCUUAUUACCCAGGUGUCAUCUUAGAGAAGUCAGAAAGAUUAAAUCAGAAUCCAUCGUAUUUUAGAGUUUUAAAAUGUGAAUCUCCAUCAUAAAUGGGCAUUAACAUUCUAAGUCACUUCGUUUGGAGAAUGUGUUAGCAGCAUAGCUAUGUACAACUGAGGAGAUGCUAAAUACACAGAAGUUUCCAGAGCCUUGGAACGGAAUUACAGGGAUUCAUAUAUUAUGUAUAUGUAUAUUUUAUUAAACACCCAUCUGCACUGUCAGUAUUGCACUAAUGUGGAGUUUGAAAGACUAUAUUGCUGAUACUGUAUAUCUGCACAUCAUUCCUGAUUAGAUUGUUUCAAAGACAAUCUCAGAGACCUAAGGUUUUAAAAUAUAAUUUGGCUUGAAAAUAUACAGUUGUCUUGAAGGAGUUGCCAUCAUACAUGGAGUUACUGAGUUAUCUUUAUUUUCUUCUUGGUCAAAGUUAACAAUUUCCGAAUGAUCACAAGUUCACCUGAAUAAUACAUUUACAAAGCCAUUUUACAUGCAUUAAACGAGGGCUACAACAAUAUUGUUUUACAAAUACUAGCACUUUUUUUUCUGUUAUGUACUUAGUGUUAGAGGGUCAAGAUAAUCUUUCUGCUUAGCAUCUCUUAAACCAUCCCUGCAAGUAUAGCAGGAUUAUUACAUUUACAGUACUUUAAUACUUGUAUAAACUAUGCAGAAAUUUUUAAUAAAGUGUAAUAUAUUUUAUAAGCUAAUAAGACUGAAUGGGUAAAGGUUUUUAGCAUGCAUUAGUAUACUUGCAAAUACUGAAACAUUUUGGUAAUCUUUCUUACUAAAGAUGUGAAUGUUUAAUGUACCUUCUCUGUUUCUACUCUGUAGUCCAAUGGGAAUUCAGUAAUGACAUUUUGUCAUGUCAAACUGUGAACAUAAAUUUGUACUGUACAGUCCUCAUAUAUACAGUAUGCAAUAUAUGUAUUAUAUACUUGUUAAUAAAACCAUCAGAAUAUUAA
Molecule: messenger RNA, 4897 nt
Organism: Carlito syrichta (Philippine tarsier)
Lineage: Eukaryota; Metazoa; Chordata; Mammalia; Primates; Tarsiidae
Gene: KLF3
Product: Kruppel like factor 3
Exons: 6
Coding region: 69-1163 (364 amino acids)
Biological process (GO): regulation of transcription by RNA polymerase II
Molecular function (GO): RNA polymerase II cis-regulatory region sequence-specific DNA binding; DNA-binding transcription factor activity, RNA polymerase II-specific
Source: RefSeq, a predicted model, not a curated record